Messenger RNA from Chionomys nivalis (European snow vole), 1399 nucleotides. Its product is annotated as leukocyte immunoglobulin-like receptor subfamily B member 3. The transcript is spliced from 5 exons. The record is from RefSeq and is a predicted model, not a curated record. Gene Ontology annotation, biological process: cytokine-mediated signaling pathway. NCBI's taxonomy places the organism in Eukaryota, Metazoa, Chordata, Mammalia, Rodentia, Cricetidae. Bases 5 to 1399 code for a protein of 464 amino acids. Gene Ontology annotation, molecular function: inhibitory MHC class I receptor activity.
UCUAAUGAAGGAAGAUCAGAAAUUCUCCUGGACAAUGCCCACACAGAACACAAACAGUGGUGUUUUCCAGGCCCUGUUCACAGUAGAUCAUGUGACUCCCAACCAGAGAUGGAGGUUCAUAUGCUAUGGCUAUUACCAGAACAGCUCCCAUCUGUGGUCAGUGCCCAGUAACCACCUAGAACUCCUGGUCUCAGGGACCCUUCAGAAGCCCAUCCUGUGGGCUGAGCCAAGCUCUGUUAUCAACAUAGGAAAACCUAUAACUAUCUGGUGCAAAGGAACCACGAAAACCCAAGUGUACUUCGUACAUAAAGUAGGAAGCCCAGCUCCCUGGAAAGGACAGACUUUUCAUAGGCCUGAUAUCAAGGCCAUGUUCUCCAUCACAUCAGUGGAGAGGCAUCAUGCAGGGCAAUAUCACUGUUACUGUUACAACUCUGUUGGGUGGUCAGAGCACAGUGACACCCUAGAGCUGGUGGUGACAGGAGUCUACCUCAGCAAAGUCUUCUUGUCAGCCAAGAAGAGUCCUGUGGUGAAGUCAGGAGAGUAUAAGAUACUUCAGUGCUCCUCACAAGAGAAAUAUUAUAGUUUCAUUCUAAUGGAAGAAGAACAGAAAUUCUCCAGUACCAUGCCUUCACAGAAAACAAACACUGGUCUCUUCCAGGCCCUGUUCAGAGUGGGUCCUGUGAAUCCCAACCAGAGAUGGAGGUUCACAUGCUAUGGCUAUUACCAAAACAGCUCUUGUCUGUGGUCAGUACCCAGUAACAACCUAGAACUUCUGGUCUCAGGAUUAUCCAAGAAGCCCUCCCUCUUGACCCAGCAAGGAUCUGUCCUGGCCCCUGGAGAGGAUCUGACCCUCCAGUGUUGCUCAGACAUGAGUUAUGACAGAUUUGCUCUGUCCAAGGAGGGUAGAAGUGACCUCCCACAGAUGUCUGCACAUUUUACACAGGUGGAAGGGUCUCAUGCCAACUUCACCUUAGGUUCUGUGAAAUUCUCCACUGGUGGCCGGUAUAGAUGCUAUGGUUCAUACAUCUCCUCUUCUGAGUUGUCAGCCCCAAGUGACCCUUUGGAUAUCCUGAUCACAGGACAAUUUCUUGUCACACCUAACCUCUCAGUGCAUCCAGGCACCACCGUGUCCUCAGGAGAGAAUGUGACCCUGGUGUGUCAAUCAUCAAUCCCAAUGGACAGUUUCUUCCUGUUCAAGAAGGGUGCAUCCCAUUCCUACAUGCAUCAACUAUCAAAGUACCAAGAUUCACAAUAUGAGGCAGAAUUCCCCAUGAGUGCUGAAAUCUCAGCCCUUGGGGGCAUCUAUACAUGCUUUGGUUCUAAUAACUCAUUCCCUUACCUGUUGUCACACUCCAGUGUCCCUGUGGAGAUCAUAGUCUCAGGUGAGAUGAUCCUGUAA